Messenger RNA from Physella acuta, 866 nucleotides. Its product is annotated as CCN family member 3. Gene Ontology annotation, molecular function: insulin-like growth factor binding. NCBI's taxonomy places the organism in Eukaryota, Metazoa, Mollusca, Gastropoda, Physidae. Gene Ontology annotation, biological process: regulation of cell growth; regulation of signal transduction. The record is from RefSeq and is a predicted model, not a curated record. Gene Ontology annotation, cellular component: extracellular region.
AUGCCUGGAAGAAACUCUGAUAAUAAAAGGUGUAUGUGGAUGUUGUCAACUUUUGUUAUCACCACAGGUGUAUGUGGAUGCUGUCCCGUAUGUGCCAAACAAGAAGGUGAGGAGUGUGGAGGCGACCUGGCAUACCGCGGUAAAUGUGACCGUGACCUUGACUGCGUGCUGACCUCUAAGACCAUCAUCUCCAGCUCCCUCACACUACACAACGAGCCGGUGGGGACGUGCAAGAAAAUGUCCAAGAAGAGGUCAAGAGGUCACCAAGCGGACGCGGGAUUUGUGGAAUAUUGCCAGCCCAAGUGUAGCCCGGAGUUCUGUGCCCAACACCCCCGGGCCGUGUGCUCAGCCAGUGAUGUUGUAGACACAGUGAUCGAGUGUCACGGCAAGUGUCAACACACUUCCUGUCGCGCAUGCGCGUUCAUAGAGGAACCCGAUUGCCCCAGCUGUCAGAAGGACGACUUCAAAUGUUUAAACAAAUUUGGCAGAUGUAUAAAAAAACAUGUCUGCUCGUCCAGAAAGAAAAACUGUUUGGGGGUGAAAGCUCAGAGCACCACAGCGAGAGGCAAGUUUGUGUGUAAAGUCCCCAACUGUUUGUGACAAGAAACUUCUGGAACAUCAAGCCCACAGCUGUGAUAAAGUCGGUCAGGAGAGGUCAGUGUCCAGGAUUCCUGAUGGCAGACACGUUGAACGAUCCGUUAUUUCGUUCAGAGUUCGAUCUAGUCCGUUACGCUUCAUAUACUUUGUUUUGGUCAACUGGCGUCAUUUUCCAUAUGACAUCAGAUCGAUAUUUUUCUGUUGUUAACACAUGUAUGCAGAUAUUAAUGCGCGAUGUUCACAUAUCACACAACGAUGUUUUUUUUUGU